Molecule: messenger RNA, 1505 nt
Organism: Botrytis cinerea B05.10
Lineage: Eukaryota; Fungi; Ascomycota; Leotiomycetes; Helotiales; Sclerotiniaceae
Exons: 3
Coding region: 425-1141 (238 amino acids)
Molecular function (GO): protein binding
Source: RefSeq, a predicted model, not a curated record
GAGCGGGUGUUCAUCAGAAGAAUGCUCAUACAAGGGCAUCAUAACAUAUGGACACCACGUUCUUGAUAUAUCUCUUCAUGAAUCUCUACUUUGUCUUGAUUAUGAGCCCGCUCAAAGAUAUUGUACCAUGAUUGACUGGUGGCUAGUUUCUACAAUCCAACGCCCACAGCGGCUUAAAGAUCAAUAUCCUCAAGAAAGCAAAUUCACUUAAUGAUAUGAGUGAAUCGAUGAUCUCAAAGAGAUUAAUAAUCUCAAUAAAAUAUUAAGAGAGCAAGCUCUGCAGCGAAAAGUCGAACCCAAUUGGACCAUACAAACCAAUUUCUCUCUUUGCCAACUGCAUCGAAGACAUAAAUUCUUCUGGCCACCCGCUACUUUUCACCUGCAUAUUCAGUACUCAACUACAUGCACAGAUUAUCAUGCAAACAUGACUACACCUUCUAAGAAACAUUGGCCUAAGAGACCUAUUCUCGAUUACUCAGAAGACGAGUUCAUUCGCAUCAAAGUCGGCACCGAACCAAACCUCCAGCACUUCAAUGUCUCCAAAAUUCGUCUUGCCUACCACUCACCCUAUUUCCGUACAUCUUUGGAAUUUCCAAGAGAAGAUAGUCAGGUCAUCGAACUUCCAAAUAUCUGCCCCAAGAUAUUUCGUCAUAUUGUUCAAUACAUGAAUACCGGCUCAAUCUUUAUCCCAGUAUCCGAUAAAACAAACGUCGAACAUCUAAAUAUUCCUACACUGACACACAUUUGGUUUUUGGCUCACUACCUCUUGAUUCCGCGGGUCCAAAAUAUCGCCAUUGCUCGCAUAUACCGUUCUCUCAGCCGUGGGGGAUAUGGAUCUGUAUUUGACGUUGACGGAAUGGUCACUGCAUUGAACAUCGCAUGUGGAACUGUGGUUGAAGAUGACAACAAUGUGUAUAGUCUCUUGGGGAGCUACAUGGUAUCGCGCUCCAAUUAUUGUCAUUGGACUGACGAACAGAAAAACAAAGUUCCAAGAAAGAUUUUAAAUCUUAUGGCAGAGGCUUUACGAGUCUCUUGUGAUGGAACAGAGACUUGUCGUGUCUCUGUGCCUACGUAUUUUGGGAUAGAACACCCGAGCCGUUAUUAUGUUGACGAUAAGACUGACGAUGAAAAAGCCAUUUGAAUCUACCAGGCUAUGCACUUCAGGAUGACGAGGAGCAUGAAUCAUAACUGUCUAAACGCCAUCAACACAUCUGAGCAGUCAUUGUCUGCGGUGAGCUGAGUCUUGAGUCUCAUGUGGGAGGAACUUUUGAAGAAAGAAGAACUAUCCCAAUCAGUCAUUGUCUGCGGUGAGCUGAGUCUUGAGUCUCAUGUGGGAGGAACUUUUGAAGAAAGAAGAACUAUCCCAAUCAGUCAAGGUUCAGUUCGAAAAGUAGCGUAUGAGACUUCUGUGAUUUUGAGGCUUUGGGAGACGGAAAGUGUGUAGAUUAUUUCUAAAAAAAAAUGUUAACUUGUAAUGAAAUCGUUAAUUUUCGAUGCCGUUACCA